UCAAUUAUUGUUUAUACGACGUCGACUAUUUUUUCAAUUUUAACUAGUGGCAAAUUUCACCAUAUUACAUUCAUCGUAUUUAAUAGAAACAAACUGUAUCUGUGACCCUGCUUCAACAUACCCGGCUAAUCCAUAAAACGCCUCUGUCCACGCAACGACUUAAUUAAUUACUUCGUCAGAUAUGUAAUUUGGCAUCGUGUCUCACUUGAAAUGUUUGAAAUGCGGACGAAAAUCAUGUAGAUAGAUAUAAGUUAGAAAACUAAGCUCACCAAGGUUCACGGGCAUAUUCCUCCAUGUUUGUUGUCGAGCGAGCGAGCGGAGCUACGUCAUCACUGUGCGCGGAGCGAGCUGUUGGUGUGGCUCAUCCUGCUGGUCGAUCGGAUUCGAUAUUCCCAAAGAAACAGAAUGCCUUUACCUCCGGCGCUGCUGGCCCGCUUGGCCAAGAGAGGGAUCGUUAAACCAUCAGACCAAGAGGCAGACGAGGAGAUUAUCGCUGAAGAUUACGAUGACAACAAUGUAGAUUAUGAAGCCACCAGAAUAGAAAACCUUCCACCGAACUGGUACAAAGUAUUUGACCCCGCUUGUGGUCUUCCCUAUUACUGGAACGUCGAGACAGAUUUGGUGGCCUGGCUUUCCCCAAAUGACCCGUCAACAGUGAUAACAAAACCUGCCAAGAAACAAAAAUCUGAUGGGGGUGAAGAAAGAUCUGAGAGACCAUUUGAGAAGCCAGACAGGGAGCGAGAGCGGGACAGAGACAGGGACCGGGAAAGAGACCGUGACAGAGACCGUGACAGAGAUGACGGGAGGGACAGAGACAGGAGGCGGCCAAGGAGAGAUGAUACAGCACCUUACGGCAAGAGCAAAAGAGGGAGAAAAGAUGAGGAGAUGGACCCCAUGGAUCCAAGUGCUUAUUCUGAUGCCCCAAGGGGCUCAUGGUCAAGUGGCCUUCCCAAACGCAACGAAGCCAAGACUGGGGCAGACACCACAGCAGCUGGGCCUCUGUUCCAGCAGAGGCCGUACCCGAGUCCAGGAGCUGUGCUUCGGGCUAAUGCUGCAAACCAAAUCCCCAAGGAGUAACAUCUGUCUGACAUCUGUUGAGUUUGCUUUUCAUUGUGAAAUGUGUGAUUAUGUCAGAAGUAAAACAGUUGUAAAUAUGUUUUUA
Messenger RNA from Betta splendens (Siamese fighting fish), 1162 nucleotides. It is a transcript of the gene pqbp1, whose product is annotated as polyglutamine binding protein 1. The record is from RefSeq and is a predicted model, not a curated record. Gene Ontology annotation, molecular function: protein binding; ribonucleoprotein complex binding. Bases 406 to 1077 code for a protein of 223 amino acids. The transcript has 7 exons. NCBI's taxonomy places the organism in Eukaryota, Metazoa, Chordata, Actinopteri, Anabantiformes, Osphronemidae. Gene Ontology annotation, cellular component: nuclear body; cytoplasm. Gene Ontology annotation, biological process: alternative mRNA splicing, via spliceosome.